AUGCCAUCCACCCUCCUAUUGGAGUGCAAUGGCAUUGCAGAUGCUCUUGUGAAGGCCAUCCGUAAUCCUGUAAGGCUGCAGUGGGACAUUGAUAGAUAUUGCGACAGCCUUUCGAUUCAGCCCACGGGGCAGAAUGAAGUCCUCGAGGCAGAACUGGAACGGAAGUGGCCUCCUCCAUUUGGUGAGAGUGAAAUACGCAUAGACCAGCCCGCCACCCUCGUGGACAUGCACGGACGCAUCUUGGCUUGGAUACUUCCAAGAGUGUUGAUACCAGACUGCCAGACGAAGAUGCUCCAAGCGACCAGGGCCCUACACCCAGCAAUAGCAGCCAGUAAGCCUUCCAGCACCACCGCCAGUUGGCGACACAAUCCAUUGUACUUCUUGCCUCCUGAGGAGUGUGCCCAAUUCCCAGCGGGCUCCUUGUGUCUCUCGCCAGGUUGGUUCCAACAACCUUUGCAGCAUAUGGAGUCUGGGAGGCUGGAGACCUCUGCCAGCCUGAAGCUUGAGGGCAGAAGCAGUUGGCUGCAUGAUAUUCAUGACUCCUCCACAUUGCUGGGUGCCAUCCUGGCCGUCGUUCACCCAACGCUAUAUGCUGCAGGACGCCAGUGCUUGGGUUUGAUCCAGCAAGACUCAGAAUUGCGAGAGAUGGCACUGAACUGGUCAUCGCCAUUCAAUGUGCUCCAGGUGAUUGCCAACCGGGAAACUCCUUUCCACCGAGAUAGCAAGACAAGAUACACGUUCUACGACCUGUUGGCGACGUUGGGCAACUACACUUGCGCGUGGUUGAAGUUCCCCGCCAUGCGUGUCGCCAUCGAUUAUAGUCCUGGAACCGUCAUAGCCUUCUGUGGAAAGGCGAUUCAUCAUGGUGUCACUCGAGCAGAUGGCGAAAGGCUCGUCUAUGCAUACUUCAUGCGAGAGGGUGUCCAGAACAGGCUAGGCAUUCCGGCGCCCCACUGGAUGGACAUCAUGCCAAAGACUGAUGGAGACGAGAACACUAUGCAGGGGAUGGAGACUGUCGAUGGCAGCUUCAUUGGUGGGACAAAGUUGGCGGAAGUGAUGGCGAAAUUACGAGUUGCAUGGUUGGCGGACCUCGAAGUUGGCGGAGGUGGUGGCAAAAUGUAUUCAGUCGAGAAGUUAUGCAACAAAAGCAGGCUCGUUGUAGACCUGGAUGACGAGGUUGAGUUUGUGACCAAGGUAGCUAAGCAGACCACUAGGGGAGUACGCUAUGUGGACGUACCUUUGCCCAUGCCCACGGGUUCAAACGUGCCAUCGCCUUCCAAAAGUCCAUCGAAGGCUCCAGCUUCAGGCUCCUUGUUUAACUUGGAUGAUGGCGACGUCCUGGGCAACAUAGGUGUGCUGAUUCAGCUGGAUCCGGUGGCUCGGAAGACAAAGACCCAGAAUGACUUCAUGAGGGACUGGAUACCCCACCGUGAUGACUAUCUUCAUGCCAUUAUCGAGAUGGAAGCCCCGCCUGAGCCCAGAAACUGUGCAGAAUGCAAGGUUGGCGAGGGACGGUGGCGAUGCCUGGACUCGUGCUCCUUUCCAUCGGAUAGAGCAUUGGCAGGAGAUCCCUGCCCUCUGGGCGCCUUCACAGCACAUAACAACCCUGCGCCGGUGGUGGCCCCGGGGUCCAAUUUCUGGAAUGCCUCCAAUGAAGACCUAAAUGCACAUGAUGGCAAGGUCUCAGAUGAUGGUGAGGUCCCAUUCAACUUUGCACCUCUGGCAGGCACCCUUGACGGUGAAGCAAGGCAAAUCGACGAUGCUCCCGAUCCCACUUGGGAGGAAGAUGUGCCACCGGUGCUCUCCCGGCCACCUCGCCGUGAUAGUUACGGGAAUCGGAUUAUAGUCAUUGUCGACAUCUCUGGCGUUCACCAUAUCAGCAUUGACUGGUGCCAGUGUGAGAUGGCAGUGGAGCGUGACAUGCAGCUUCUUCAAAUGGGACUUUACCCUGGUACCGUCAAGGAUCCCCAUACCGCCUUCACAUUCGCUGUCCUCGACGAUUUCCUUCUGGAGAACAAAGAGUGCAAGACGGCGGCAUUGAACUACUACAGCAAGCUCAAACGGGUCACGAGCAAUGCCUUCGCUGGCACCGUUCCUGACCGUUAUCGUGAGCUGAUGCGGGUGUCCCGCCAAUGGCGCCAACUCAAAUAUUGCAAGUGGCACGGCUUCUCACAUGAUGCCCUCCAUCCUGUGGAGAAGGGUGGCCUCGCCAUCUUUUGUCCCGCCUGUCCCCAGCCUGAGCUCAACCUGCCUUUUGAUUGGCAAGCGGAUCCAGUGCAGUGGAAGUUCAAAUGCGGCUUUGUCAUGGAUGGCAAUUUCAGUGCAGAGCACAUGAAGAUGAAGCACCCCGAGGAGGACGUCGCCCUCAGUGAUGGCCAGGCAUUCAUGGUCGGCCAAGAGGAUUACAAGGCUCAUCUGGCGGUGGCCAUGGAGUCCCAUCAGCGAUCCACUUGUCAUGAGCACCGCGCUGUCAAUCAGGCCAAUGUGGAUCGCGCCAACCUCGACGCCACAGGAAUCGGGGCCACUGCUUGCGCCAGACAUGGUUUCUUCGUCCCUCAUACUGUCGUCGAUUUCCAGAAGGGAGAAAGACAAAUGAAUAUGGAUUACUCUCUCAGCAAUGCACUCCUGACCCUCACCGGUAUCACCCUCGUCCUCGUCAUGUACGACAUCAUGUGCCAGUAUGGCGUCCAUGUCCGCAAACGUUUCCGCCACAGCGCCUAUCUGAGGAUGCCCUUCGAGCUCAAGAUAGACCAAGGCAUCGGCUUGUUUCAUGUGCACGGACACCAAGAUUGCUGCUUCCAACGGUUCUCGCCCAACUUUAUAGUUGGCGCUGGUAUGGUCGAUGGCGAGGUCAUCGAGACCCUGUGGGCGCCCACAAAUGAGGUCUCAGGCAGUACCAGGGGCAUGACCCGAGCUCACCGCCAAGAAGUCCUUGACGAUCACAUGAAUGACUCUAACUGGAAGAAGACGACUCGCAUGGUGCCAACCUUGAUGACAAAGUGGAAACGCGUGCUCCUGGGCUUCCCAAGAAGCAAGGAGUCCUUUGAAGCUUUAUCUGCAUCCACAGAUGAGGAGGUCCUUGAGGCAUGGCAGAAGGAGUACGACGACGCUAUGGAGGCUCGCCAAAAUGAUCCGAAGAUUAUGGACACCUUCGAUGUCCAGCUCAGGAAGGCCCCGGGUAAAGACCUCACCCAACUCAGACUGGCGGGCGAGGAGUCCGCCAAGGGCUUGGAGAAGGGCACCGCCGGAUGGUUGUCGACUGGCCUCAAAAUUCAAGAAGCACAGCUUAAGCUUGCGAAUGAUAUCCGCAAGGCGGGUCAAAAUCCGAGCAUGGCGGAGGACCUCAAGACUCUCGAGCGCCGUCAGCGCCUCGAAGUCAGCAUUCUCACAUUCCAACGUCGCUCUGAGAAGUUCAUGGGAAGGUUGGAGGAUGUUCCCGCCAUGGAAGAUCAUGACGAUGGUGCGCUCUGGGAUUCCUUGGAUGAGAAUCCUUUUCAAAUACACCCGGAGGACGCUGAGUAUGGCGAGGAUGCGAUUCCACCCGAGCAAGCUUCCUUGAAUUUACCUUCGCAGAUCGGAUUCGUGGCCGCCGUCACCAACAGGCUCCAGACUCUGGCGGCCCAAGAGUUGGAGUUGCGCAAAGGCCUGAUGAAUGACAUCCUCCACGAGCUUCGCAUGGCGCUUGGACUGAAGUCUUACCUCUACCGCAAGAGGGUUCGUCCUGCCAACAGCGUCAGAACCAUGACCCGUGCACAGGCAGAGGUUCAUGCUGCCGAUCAGACCGUCUUGGCCUGCACCAGGCUCUAUUCCGCCAACCGACACGCCAUUAUGCGCUUGGGCGCCACCGAUGAAGACUUGGCCCUCUAUCGCCCUUUGGAUAAGAAGGACCUGCACGUGAAGACUGCCGUCAUCGAGGCUAGCACCUCCGGGCUCAGGAACGUCAACCUGGCUUGGUUCUGGACCAUGGAUGUCGCUGGAGAUCGAGGUUCAUCAGAAUGGAUGGACGAGUUCUAUAGAGUGAAUUGGCUGCGUGCCAGAGCUCGAUAUGAGAGAUGGAGGGAGGAGCGUGUCUUGGUCCACUCGGAAAUGGCCUGGACCAUAGCCACCUUCAAGCGGAAUGCGGAACGAUGGGCUCACUGGCUCGAGAUGACGGAUCCUUCCUGGCGGGGUCAUGUUUGCUAUGCCGCCAGGCAAUCUUCAACAUCAGAUGCGCGCCCCUGCCUGUUCUCCAGAGGGAGGUUGCAGUUGGAAGUCUACACUUGGAGGAUCCAAGAAGCUGUUCUGGCACUGGAGCCUGACCCAGAUCACUUCACCAAGGUCCGUUGGGAGGAAGGCUUGCGCCGGGAGAUGUUCGCCGUCAGGGGUAUCUGUGGCGACCUCGCGUUGGCGGGUCAUGCUGACCAUAUUGACCAUGGCGGAGUUAUCGCCAGUGUCCUCACCGUCUGCACUUUCAAUCGUGAAGUUCUGCGCCCCAUCAGCAUUGACGUCAAGGCGAUUCCACGCCCCACCACCCUCGUUCCUCAUCCUAAGAACCUACUCGAGGAUUCACCCGACUACUGGUGGAAAUGGGAUCAUCAGGUUGGGCCGGCGGGGAGCCCUAUGGAGGCCUGGUGGUACAAACUUGGUGAUCCCUGGGAGAAGGUGUACACCGUCUCCGAGUCUACACUGGUGCAGCUUGAACAGCUGCAUGUUCGCGUCGCGAACCUCACUAGUUGGUUGCACGAGAGGACAGAUCAGAACCUGGAUGUGGUGCUGGAAGAGCUGCAGGAGGCGACGCGGCAGCUGCGUGAGUUAGGAAUGUAA
Molecule: messenger RNA, 4803 nt
Organism: Sparassis crispa
Lineage: Eukaryota; Fungi; Basidiomycota; Agaricomycetes; Polyporales; Sparassidaceae
Exons: 21
Coding region: 1-4803 (1600 amino acids)
Source: RefSeq, a predicted model, not a curated record